GUCGCCCCACUCAGCUCACACGGCUGCAUCUGCUCCAGCUAUGAAGUGGUUCUUCCAUGCCCUUCUCUGCAUGGCCAGCCUGAAGCCCUUGGGAGCCUUCAAUGUGGAUGUGGACUGGUCCUGGGUCACAGCACCCCAGCCAGGUGCGCCUUCCGUGCUCAACUCCCUUCUGCAUCAAGACCCCAGCAGCAACCAGACCUGCCUCCUGGUAGCCAGACGCAGCUCCAACAGGAAUUCAGCAGUCCUGUAUCGAUGCGCUACAUCCAUCAUUCCAGAUGAAAUUGGUUGCCAGCCAGUAGAGCACAUCCUUAUGCCAAAGGGCAGGUACCAGGGAGUGACAUUGGUCGGGAACCACAAUGGUGUUUUGGUAUGCAUUCAGGUACAGUCCCGGAAACCCCGCAGCCUCAACUCGGAGCUCACCGGUGCCUGCAGCCUACUCACCCCCAACUUGGACCUCCAGGCGCAAGCCUACUUCUCUGACCUUGAAGGAGUCCUGGAUCUGGGUGCAUCUGUGAACUCUGGUGACUACUACGGAAGCAAAGGAGGCAGCACAGGGGAGGAGACGAAAUCAGCCAGGAGACUUCGACGACAGGCAGUGGAGGAGGAAGACGAGGAGGAAGCUGGCACCGAAAUCGCUAUUGUUCUGGAUGGCUCAGGAAGCAUCGAACCCUCAGACUUCCAGAAGGCCAAAGAUUUCAUCUCUACGAUGAUGAGGAACUUCUAUGAAAAGUGUUUUGAGUGCAACUUUGCCCUGGUGCAGUAUGGGGGCGUGAUCCAGACUGAGUUCGAUCUUCUAGACAGCCGGGACAUCAACGCCUCCCUUGCCAAAGUUCAGAGCAUCGUUCAAGUGAAGGAAGUCACUAAGACCGCCUCGGCCAUGCAGCAUGUCCUAGAUAACAUCUUCAUUCCAAGUCGUGGCUCCAGAAAGAAAGCAUUGAAGGUUAUGGUGGUGCUUACUGAUGGUGACAUAUUUAGGGACCCUCUCAACCUUACGACUGUCAUCAGUUCCUCAAAGAUGCAGGGUGUUGUGCGCUUUGCCAUUGGGGUAGGCAAUGCAUUCGAGAAUAAUAACACUUACAGAGAACUGAAGCUGAUUGCCUCAGACCCUGAAGCGGCCCACACUUUCAAGGUGACCAACUACUCGGCUCUGGAUGGGCUGCUGAGCAAGCUACAGCAGAGGAUCAUCCACAUGGAAGGCACAGUUGGAGACGCCCUUCAAUAUCAACUCGCACAGACUGGCUUCAGUGCUCAGAUCCUGGACAAGGGGCAGGUGUUGCUUGGCACUGUGGGGGCCUUUAACUGGUCUGGGGGCGCGCUGCUCUACAACACACAGAAUGGUCGGGGCCGCUUCCUAAACCAGACAGCCAAGGAGGACUCCAGGGCUGCACAGUACAGCUACCUCGGUUAUUCAGUUGCAGCGCUACACAAGGCCCAUGGCGUCUCCUACGUGGCAGGGGCUCCAAGGCACAAGCUCCGUGGGGCUGUGUUUGAGCUCCAGAAGGAGGACGGAGAGGAAACCUUCGUGCGACGGAUAGAAGGAGAGCAGAUGGGGUCCUAUUUUGGCUCUGUGCUGUGCCCUGUGGAUAUCAACAUGGAUGGAAUCACAGAUUUUCUGCUGGUGGCAGCUCCAUUUUACCACAUCCGUGGAGAAGAAGGCAGAGUCUAUGUGUACCGCGUGCACGAGCAGGAUGCUCCUUUCUCCUUGGCAUACACACUGAGUGGGUACCCUGGGCUCACCAGUAGCCGCUUCGGCUUUGCCAUGGCAGCUGUGGGGGACAUCAAUCAGGAUAAAUUCACAGAUGUGGCCAUUGGGGCCCCUCUGGAGGGCUUUGGGGCAGGCGAUGGGGCCAGCUAUGGCAGCGUGUACAUCUACAAUGGACACUCAGGUGGCCUGCAUGCCAGUCCCUCCCAGCAGAUCAGAGCCUCCUCUGUGGCCUUGGGACUCUACUACUUUGGCAUGUCUGUGUCUGGUGGUUUAGAUUUCAGUGGCGAUGACCUUGCCGACAUCACAGUUGGCUCUCGGGAUGUGGCAGUUGUGCUCCGCUCACGACCUGUGGUGGACCUGACUGUGUCUAUGACCUUUACCCCCGAUGCGCUGCCCAUGGCCUUCAAGGACAAGAUGGAUGUAAAACUGUGCUUCAAAGUUGACUCUUCAGCUGUACCUUCUGAACCAGGCCUGAGAGGGAUGUCACUAAACUUUACCGUGGAUGUGGAUGUGACCAAGCAGAGGAAGAGGCUGCAGUGUGCAGACCCGAGUUCUUGUCAAAGCUGCCUUAGGAAGUGGAGCGGAGAGUCCUCUCUGUGUGAACACUUCGGGCUCAACUCCACAGAGGAGGAGUUUUGUGAGGAUGACUGCUUCUCCAACAUCACCAUCAAGGUCAGCUAUGAGUUCCAGACAUCCGAGGAAAGGAGGAACCACCCCAACCCCAUCCUGGACCACUACAAGGAACUCUCUGCCAUCUUCCAGCUACCCUAUGAGAAGAACUGCAAGAACAAAGUGUUCUGCAUCGCUGAGAUCCAGCUGACCACCGCCAUCUCUCAGCAAGACCUGGUGGUGGGUGUCACAAAGGAGGUGACCAUGAACAUCAGCCUGACUAACUCUGGGGAAGAUUCUUACAUGACAAACAUGGCUCUGAAUUAUCCCAGAAACUUACAGUUUAAGAAGAUACAAAAGCCACUCUCUCCAGAUAUUCAGUGUGAUGACCCCAAGCCAGUCGCUUCUGUCCUGGUCAUGAACUGCAAGAUUGGUCACCCCAUACUCAAGAGAUCAUCUGUAAAUGUCUCAGUGACUUGGCAGCUAGAGGAGAGUAUCUUUCCAAAUAGGACAGCAGAUAUCACUGUGACCAUCUCCAAUUCCAAUGAGAAGUCUUUGGCCAGAGAGACCCACAGCCUUCAAUUCAGGCAUGCCUUCAUUGCAGUUCUUUCCAGACCGUCAGUGAUGUACAUGAACACGAGCCAAAGCUCUUCUGACCACAAAGAAUUCUUCUUCAACGUGCAUGGGGAGAAUCACUUUGGAGCUGUAUUCCAGUUGCAAAUUUGUGUCCCCAUCACAUUACGAGAUUUACAGAUUAUAAGAGUGAAGCAUCUGACAAAGAUUCAGGCCCACACUGAGUGCACCCAGAGUCAAGAGCCCACGUGUGGAAGCGAUCCUGUUCAGAAUGUGGAAGAAUGGCAUUCAGUGAUCUGCGCUAUCACAUCUAAUAAAGAAAAUGUAACCGUGGCCGCAGAGAUCUCCAUGGGCCACACUAAGCAGUUACUAAGAGAUAUAAGUGAACUGCAGAUCCUUGGUGAAAUAUCUUUCAACAAAUCUCUCUAUGAGGGGCUGAAUGCAGAGAACCACAGGACAAAGAUCACCGUCAUCUUCCUGAAGGAGGAGAAGCCACACUCCCUGCCUCUAAUCAUUGGCAGCAGUAUCGGAGGCCUCCUGGUCCUGGUCGUGAUCAUAGCCAUUCUGUUCAAGUGUGGCUUUUUCAAAAGAAAAUAUAAACAGCUGAACUUGGAGAGCGUAAGGAAGGCACAGCUGAAGGCUGACAGUCUGCUCGAAGAUUAGCCCCUGCUUCCUCACCUGAAGGAGGGAGCUUGAGCCAGUCCGGAAGAAGCCCGGAUGCCCCCUGUCGGGCUCCUUACUCUCUUUAGGACAAUCUAGCAACAUCAAACAAACUGUAGAGUGUUGUUCGUAGCCACACAUUAUCUCCACAGUGUCUGUGAAUUGUGAAAAAGGGAAACUUGGGACAUGCGGUAAUAAAUACAUUUACCUUUACAGU
This is a messenger RNA of Rattus rattus (black rat), 3764 nucleotides long. It is a transcript of the gene Itgae, whose product is annotated as integrin subunit alpha E. Lineage: Eukaryota; Metazoa; Chordata; Mammalia; Rodentia; Muridae. Bases 41 to 3550 code for a protein of 1169 amino acids. Gene Ontology annotation, cellular component: external side of plasma membrane; integrin complex. The transcript is spliced from 31 exons. The record is from RefSeq and is a predicted model, not a curated record. Gene Ontology annotation, biological process: cell-matrix adhesion; cell-cell adhesion; integrin-mediated signaling pathway. Gene Ontology annotation, molecular function: integrin binding.